GAACCCGGUUUCCCCGCGCAGGUUCCGGAAGAGCUCGGCUCCCCGAGCCGGGCGUGCAUUACAGCCGCGGGCUGCCGUGGCCGCUGGGGCCAAGUGCUUUGUUCCUGGCUCCUUGUUGCCCCUGCGCGCGCAGAGAGGCCGAAGUCCUGGUGUUGCGCGCGCCGGGUGCCGCGAGGGCUGAGCACCCGGUGCGAUCGCUGCAGCCUCAGCUCGGGAGCUCGUGCGCCCUGCGCAGCUUGGGGCGGUCCCACACAGCGGCGGCUCCCGUGCGGUCCCUACGAGGUGGUCGCCCCGAGACUGCCUAGGCGGUGCGAUGUUGGGCCCGCCCGGGAGCCCGGGAAGGGAAAGCGAAAGCCGCGAGCCAGGCCGGUGACCGCGAGGACUCGGCGCCUCUCCACGGCUGCCCGCAGCACCCGCGCCUGCCCUCGGCUGUCAGUCCCGCGGCAUCUAGCUCGCCGAAACCAUGGCCAUCGCUCACCUGGCCACCGAGUACGUGUUCUCGGACUUCUUGCUGAAGGAGCCCACCGAGCCCAAAUUCAAGGGCCUGCGGCUGGAGCUAGCGGUGGAUAAGAUGGUCACAUGCAUCGCCGUGGGUCUGCCUCUGCUGCUCAUCUCGCUGGCUUUCGCUCAGGAGAUCUCCAUCGGUACCCAGAUAAGCUGCUUCUCCCCAAGUUCUUUCUCCUGGCGACAAGCUUCCUUUGUGGAUUCAUACUGUUGGGCGGCUGUCCAGCAAAAGAGCUCCCUGCAGAGCGAGUCCGGAAACCUCCCCCUGUGGCUGCACAAGUUCUUCCCCUACAUCCUGCUGCUGUUUGCCAUACUCCUGUACCUGCCCACGCUGUUCUGGCGCUUCGCGGCUGCCCCGCAUCUCUGCUCCGACCUGAAGUUCAUCAUGGAAGAGCUCGACAAAGUCUACAACCGGGCCAUCAAGGCUGCCAAGAGCGCACGGGACUUGGACCUGAGAGAUGGACCUGGACCUCCAGGAGUGAAUGAGAACGUGGGGCAAAGUCUGUGGGAGAUAUCUGAAAGUCACUUCAAGUACCCAAUCGUGGAGCAGUACUUGAAGACGAAGAAGAACUCCAGUCAUUUAAUCAUGAAGUACAUUAGCUGCCGACUGGUGACAUUGGCCGUCAUCCUGCUGGCGUGUGUCUACUUGAGCUAUUACUUCAGCCUCUCCUCACUUUCAGACGAGUUUCUGUGCAACAUCAAGUCGGGCAUCCUGAGCAACGACAGCACCAUUCCCGAUCGCCUUCAGUGCAAGCUCAUCGCCGUGGGCAUCUUCCAGCUGCUCAGCUUCAUUAACCUCCUGGUGUACGUUCUGCUGGCCCCUGUGGUCAUCUACACACUGUUCGUCCCAUUCCGGCAGAAGACAGACGUCCUCAAGGUCUACGAGAUCCUGCCCACUUUCGAUGUUCUGCAUUUCAAGUCUGAAGGCUACAACGACUUGAGCCUCUACAACCUCUUUCUGGAAGAGAACAUAAGUGAGCUGAAGUCAUACAAGUGUCUUAAGGUGCUGGAGAACAUUAAAAGCAACGGGCAGGGCAUCGAUCCCAUGCUGCUCCUGACCAACCUAGGCAUGAUCAAGAUGGAUGUCUUUGAUGGAAAGACCCCCAUGUCCACAGAGAUCAAGGGAGAGGACCAGGGGAGCCGAACGACGGAGUUCAAAGAUUUGGACCUGAGCGGCGACACUACAGCCAGUAACGGAGAGAAGAACUCUCGACAGAGACUUCUGAAUGCAUCUUGCUGACGGUUUUGUUCUUGAGUUUCAAGUCCAUGGUUUCUGCGGCCGAAGCCCCGCUGUUGGGCCUGUAGCUAGUUUGCAGUAAAGUGUCUUUGUUAGUGAUGUGGCGUGUGUCUUACCGGUCCCCGAUAGACACAAUGGCCCAAGUGUCGUCUGUCACUGUGAUAGACGCGUGCCAUGGAAGAAAGGAUUAGGACCGUCCCACAGGACGAAAUGUGGCAAUGAGUAAUGGGCUCUGUCUGAUGUCCUCAUCAAAGGGCUGUAAGACCAUAGAGCCUUCUAGAGCCCUCGAGGGCCUCAAAGAAACGCCAUUCUGGACUGACAUGUUGCAAGACCUGGAGCUUCCGGAGAGCAAGCACUUUGGGAGAUGUCUUAUUUUAUGAGAUAAUAAUAAGCAUGGCAGGAUAUAAUUUAAUAAUGCCCUCUGUGUGCUCUUACUGACCAUUAAAGAAAGAAAGCAUUCACUGGCCCUACCAGCAACCCUGGCCCGUGCAUGGCAGCGCCCUAAAUUGGGUGUGACCUGGUGUCGUGGCUCCGCACUGGCAGACUCCCGUCACUUGCCAGCCUCAGCUGAUCGUUGUCCUGGAACCUCUGCUCGCUGCCCUUUGCCCUCUGCAAGCACAGCAGGCCAAGGCGGUGCCAACCGAACCCAGCUGAGGAGGCAGAGUUGUGUAUCGGUCAUGCUAUGGUGACUCUCGGAAGGAAGGCUUCAGAGACAGCCCCGUGGGAAAUCUGAAGUUAGACGUUAUUGAUAGACAUCAUCAAGAGAUCUGAGACAGAAGAACAGCGUUUUACGGAAGCUCAUUGACAGAACAGCACAGGAAGGGCCACUUUGCCCAAUGUGAGCCGCGCACCGAGCUGACGCGUUUGGAGACAGGUUGUGUAUAUUGGAGCACAACUUUUAAAAAUGCAGAUUAAUUUAUAUAAUUGAGAUCAUUUGAGAAGAACAUUCUAGCAUUGAUAAGAAUUACAGAGUACAUUACACACACGAGGUCAGGAUGGGUGUAAGCACUGCUUUGUGAACAGGUUUAUCCUUUGUGACAUGGUCUCGCUCUGUAGCUCAGCCUGCUCUUGGAAUUGCGAGUCUGCCUUGCUUGGCCUCCCAAGUGCCAGGGUCACAACUGUGUCACAGGGCCUGGCUUUAUAAACAGGCUCUGACUUGGAAUUCGGUAAAGUCCGUUCUCAUUCUGACCAUGUGAACACGUACGUUCUCGCUUUGUCUGAAAACUCUUUGGUCUGCAGAUCUUCCCAUUUUUAACACUUUGUCUAAUGAGAGCCCUAAGGAAUCUAAGGAAUCACCCACUGUACCUCUGGCCAGUCUUAGGGGCAGUUGUUUACCUACCUAAUUGCUUUUUGGUGACAUCAGACGUUGCGUGAGUGGCUGCUGCCUUCGGGAAUGCACAGAAAGCAGAUUUGCUUAUGCUUCCAUGGCAGGUUCUGAGUUGGGAACUCAGAUGUCAAGAGUGCGCUGGGUAUUUGAAUGGUGCUGUUCCACAAUACUUCUUCCUGUUGAUUAUGUGUGGUGGCGCCAUGGGAGCUAAGGGACUGAUUUGUACGUGUUUAUACUGCUUGUUGGACCCUACAGUGUGUAUGUGUGGUGUGUGAGUUUUGUUCUUUUUUUUUUUUUUACUUUGAACUGACCUUUAAAGUGUUUUUUCUUAGGCAAUGGAUUUUUUUUUUCCAAAAAGCAUCAUCUUGUAGCAUAGCAUGUACUUUGAGGUAAUAAAGAAUGAUAUUUGAGAAGAUCAGGAACUCUCCGAGCCCAGCCACAUGUAGUCCUUUGGUCAUAAUGUGUGUUUGGGUCCUUGGUCUCUGUUUCAGUUAGCCCUCCCUUGCUGUAUUGAGCUACAGUAGAACUCAUGGCAUCCCAGGCAUCUGACUUGGUACUGACUGUGACAUGCAUGAACAGGCAAUCCUGUAUGGAGGGUGUCAGAACUUAGCAACACACACUGAAGACAUGAGUAGGUAUAAGAGAUGAUAGAAUACCCACAAAAAAGACCCUUCUAGAAAGUAGAACUUUGUGGUAUCUGGAAGAGCCAUAUUGUCCAGUCCCCUUGCCCAUUCCCUGCCCUGAGUUCCAUAGCUGGUGGUUUCCAGGAGGCAGGUGGCCAUCUUCAGCCGUAAAGCCUCUAAGACUGAAGUUUGGGCAGAAUGGCACCCGUGGUCUUGAGCAGUUGAGCUGCGGCUGGCUCCGCUACUUCCCUUUCAGGGCCUGGGGAGAAGCCCGUGGGGCAUGUGCUGCUGCAGCUGCUGCUGAAUUACAGCUUCAAGGAGCUGUUAUAUCGAUGCCCAGCGGUGCACUUAGGCCUGGAGUUAGCCCCUCCUCCCGCUGACUUGCUGGCUUUGAACCCUUCUCUAGGCAUGAGGGGGCUGCUUUUGUAAGCACUUGUCCCUUUAUUACAGACAUAGCAGUUCCUGAUUGACCUCUGCGGGGCCACUGGCCUUGUUUUCAGUCUUAGUGGACUGCAGAGGUCUCCAAACCAGACUCACAGUACCAUGGCAGCCUGAGCCGCACAGAUCUUUCUGGAAGCAGUGUUCUGGCGCAUUUGCUAUUCUACUGAAGGGGCACAUAGAACUCUCCAGUGUAGAGGUCCUUCAGCUCUGGGUGGGCUUGUUUAAAGUUACAACAGACCCAAAUCUUGUAGCUCGUCCUACUGAGGGGAGUAUGCUUUGCCCUUGAGAAAGCUGCUGCCUUCAGCCUGAGACUUGGCUGGAUGUUGGCUUAACUGAGUCAUGGUUGCGUACUUGUGAGAGAAUGUCUUUUUGUUAUUCCCCUUCACUUUCUAGAGUCAAAGUGAAUCCGGGUGAGGUGGGCAGCUUCCGGCCUGGAGUGACCACCAGCAUUAAUCUUGCUUUUUCUGGAGUCACAAGGCGGGGAGGAUGGGACACAGCCAACACACGACUUACAUAACAUCACCCUGCUUCAGAGUGGCGCUGUUAGGGACUGGAAACCCCGCCUUGUUUGGUGGGUCUGUAGUGUGUGUGUGUUUUAGCAUGUAUAAACACUUUUUGACGUGUCCAUUCCCACCUAAGACCUAGCCCCUGUGGCUUUGUUCUGUGAAAGACAGAUGCCUACACCUUUCAGGACACGCACGCUGCUUGGUUUACUCGAGCAGUACGAAUCUACAAAGGCCUGGCGUUUUGACUCAGCUGUAAAACCAGCUCAGGCCAGCAGCCAGCUCACCAGGCCCUCUGUUGAACGAGCAAGCGAGGGAAGAUAGGGAUCCUACUUUGUUGACAUCUAGGAUCUGAUUUAAUAGGCGUGUGGUCCUCUGCGGAGAGUGGGAAGGCUCCUUCCGCUGACCAGUAGCAGCAGACAGACAGCCUUUCCCUGGAAACACCGGUGAUUCUUAGCUUUUGAUGUAGAAUGAGUCAUGAUCACUCUCCGAGUUCAUUUAGGUUCAAGGUUGUCUUGCAGUGACCAGGGAAGUGGGGGUUUUAAGAUCCUGGUCUCAGCAGUACAGAAUAAACCUCUUAAAGGAUCUGUGAAUUAAAAAUGUGCCAUUACCAAUUAAUGUUUUGUCUUCAGGCACUGAGAUGAACGGCUCCUUUGGGGUGAUCAUUGGCGUUUUGGCCUUAUGUCUCAAAGGAACCAAACCUCUUUUAAGGGAUUGACAAAUGCUAUUGUGUCAAAUGUGGAAUAUAAUAGAUGCUAAUUUGUAGUUCAUUUCCCUCCUGCAUUCAAUUAGACCCAUUGUAUUUCUGGAUCUCUUUAGCUGUGGAGUGCAUUGUCGCUGGAGCAUGUAGUUUUUAAUCAGUAAUUGUUCGUAGGUUCCUGAAAGGUACAAAGUUUCUUCUAUCUUAGGUACUUUUUCCUUGCUCAACACAGGCGGAAACAGUAGGAUUCUGCAGUGUGACAGGCAUUCCCUAGUAAAACAGACAUAGUCAGCUCCACUUUGUAACAAGCUGGCCUUUCUCAAAUGCUGUAACUGCAGUGUGAUGCCGUUCACUACGGUGGUGUUCUGUGUAUCAGUGAAAUUUCCAUUCUUUUUUUCUUUUUGUGGGUUUUGGGGGGUGGGGGAGGUUGUGAUAGGGUUUCUUCGUGUGGCCAGCCUGCAGAACUUUUGGUGGUUGUUUUUGGUUUUUUUGUUUGUUGUUUGUUGUAUAGCCCUGGCCGUCCUGGAACUCACUCUAUAGACCAGGCUAGCCUCAAACUUAGAGAUCUCCUUAGUUCUGCCUCCCUAGUGCUGGGAUUAAAUGUGUACCAUUGUGCUUGGCUAAGUUUGUAAUGAUUACAAUUUCUCUGAAGCCUUUCAAGAAAAAAUAUGUAUGUUCUUUUUGCUGUGUCACUUGGUAAAAAUGCCUAGCCAAUGAAGAACAACUUCAGACAUUAAGUUCAUCUUCAGUUUUGUUCCACAAGGUCCAAAAACUGAGACCAAAUGAUGGCAUCAGAAAACAGUCUUGUGAAGACCACGUGGGACGCUCGCCCUACUGCUGAAGGUGGUGCUUCCAGGGAGGCCCUUGGCCACACUACGCUGACGCUGAGUUCAUCUAAAGGGGGUGCAGAGCUCACAGUCAAGGCUGCUGUGUCUACAGUCAAUAACGAGUGGUGCUUUAGUUCUGUGCUCUGAUGUUUCCCUAAAUAAAACUUUUCUAAGUAA
Messenger RNA from Myodes glareolus (Bank vole), 6339 nucleotides. RefSeq names its product pannexin 1 (gene Panx1). The record is from RefSeq and is a predicted model, not a curated record. Gene Ontology annotation, cellular component: plasma membrane. Gene Ontology annotation, molecular function: wide pore channel activity. Gene Ontology annotation, biological process: positive regulation of interleukin-1 production; cell-cell signaling; monoatomic cation transport. Lineage: Eukaryota; Metazoa; Chordata; Mammalia; Rodentia; Cricetidae.